GUGUUUGUGUUGUGUUCAGACGCGUUUGUAUUCAAGGGAAAGUGACAGCAGCAGACGUCAUCCUGUCAGCAUGCCCCUGGGUAUCGACAGAAGUCACUUUUACGCUGACAAAAUCAAACAUUAUGAAAAGGAUAUGAGGACCAAGGAUGAACGUAUAUCAACAUUGGAAACAGAAAAUGCGAUGCUGUACCUAAAGUUGGCCCAGCUGAGGGGAGCACUGCAGAGUAGCAGGGAGGACAUGUCAGGCCUACAAAACCAGUGUGAAUAUGAACAAAAAUUCAGGAAAACCAUUGCUCAGUCAGCAGCAAAACUGAAACAUGAUAUUAAUGGAUUACGGGAAGACUUAUCCAAUGUCCACAAGAUUGCCAUAAAGAUGCCACAGGACUUUGGUUUACAAAUCGAUCAUGCUUCAUCAGUGAUCCAUCGCCACCGUCAUGUUUUCCAAUCUCAGACCUCCAGUCUCUCUGUUCUACAAGACAAGAUCGAACAAAUGAACACAGCACUACAUGACAUCACAGAUCGCCAUGCAAAGGAAAAGAAACGAAGACAGGAACUUCAUAACACGCUCAUGGAACUGCGGGGUAAUAUACGAGUUCACUGUCGACUACGACCACUGAUGGAGUUUGAUACUGGUGUAGAGGACCCAUCAACACUGGGAAGAGUUGGAACAAAGUCUGAGGUGGUUGUGCAUUAUGUGGAUGAUGAGAAUGCAUGUGUACGGACAGCCAAACAUAACAAAGUGUUUGAAUUUGAAAGAGUGUAUGAUCCUAAAGAGAGUCAAGAAAAUGUAUUUUAUGAAGUCCAGCCAAUGCUGACAUCGUUAUUGGAUGGGUACAAUAUCUGUAUCAUGGCGUAUGGACAGACGGGGAGUGGCAAGACUCACACGAUGCUGGGUAGUCACAAGAACGAGGAUUACAAUGCAUCCCCGGAGCCACAUCCUGACGAAGGUGUCAUCCCUCGUGCAGCAAGAGAACUCUUCAGGUUGAUCUCAGAGAAGCCGGAGAGACAUCAUACCAUAGAGGUGUCUGUUGUGGAGAUAUAUAACAACGACAUUCGGGACCUCCUCGGAAGUGACCCUAACAUCAAACACGACAUCAGUACAGGGGUAGACAAUUCCAUCAACCUACCCACCAUCUCAUUCAAAGAAGUGGACACUGUUUAUGACGUUAUGUGUCUAGUCCAGCGCGGCCUGAAGGCCAGACGCGAGUCCUCCACUCUUGUCCAUGAUCACUCCAGUCGGUCUCACUUAGUGGUCACUCUGACAGUAAACUCCCAGGCUCCCAGCUUCUUUUCCAAACCCUCCACACAGGAUGGGUAUUCUAAGGAUGAUGAAAUUGGAAUUCCCAAUGUUUUUCGUAUUUGGGCUAUGCAACAGACGACAAGUCGAGAUGCUAGGGGACGGUCCCUGUCUGUCCCCAUGUCAAUGAUAAGUGGCCCAGGACCAGUUACUGACACACCAUCAUCCAGUGAUAGCCAGGCUGUCAUCAGGACCAAAUUGCAAUUGGUUGACCUCGCUGGCAGUGAAUGUGUUGGGAUGAGUGGUGUGACCGGCGCUGCUCUACGAGAAGCUUCACACAUCAACAAGAGUCUUUCUGCCCUGGCUGAUGUCCUCGGUGCUCUGUCAGAACAUAGAGGUCAUGUUCCCUAUAGAAACAGUCGUCUAACCCAUCUACUGCAGGACUCUAUAGGUGGAGAUGCUAAGUUACUGGUGCUGCUGUGUGUGUCACCCUCCCAGCGCUAUAUCACGGAGUCCCUUCAGUGUAUGGGCUUUGGUACACGUACCAGGCAGGUGGCUCGAGGGCCCACCAAACGCCGUCUACCCUCUUCAGCUGAGAAAGUCAAUGCUGAAAAUACACAGAAACCAAGAUCAGGAAAAACCUAGCUUAUUGAAUGGUUCAAGUAUGUUUAACAUAAACACAUCUUCAGUAAGGCUUCAUUAUAGUUCUGCUAUGCCAAAAUUUCAAAAUUUGUUUGAACACUAAGCUUGCACACCAGCUGUUACUAUCUCUAAAACAAGAAUCGUGUGGAUUUGUCAAAACUGUUGGUAAUGGCAGUUUAGGUCCAUAACAAAUCCUGAUUUUUGCCUGACCAAGUUAUUAAUUGUAUACAUUGCACCAAUGUGAUUCAGACAAGAUUUUAAAGACAUAAAAAUAACUUAAAAAUAGUGAUGGUAUUUUAUGUUAUAUCAUGUAAUGUCACGAUAACCAUAGGCUUAUGCUGAAGAUAAGUAAAAUAAUUUGUUUAUUUGUUUGAAUUCUUGAUAAUGAUAUGAUUUUUGUAAAAUUCAUAGUUUUACAUGAAACUGUUUUAAAAAAACGUGUAGACUUGUUUUGUAAGUCUUAAAUUAUAACUCUAAUGAAAUCAUAUCAUUUCACCCAAUAAUACCGAAAUACUGUUGUGCGAAUUUUCUUUCAGGUAUUUUAGGAAAUCAGAAAUAAAUUAUGCAUUUGUAUACAUACUUCAAUAGGUUAUUUAUGAAAUUGUGUUCCUGCUAUUUGAGUAUUCCUGCUAUUUGAGUAGCAGAAGUUCAUAAACAACUUUCUUGACAGAAAGACGGUGUAUAUUAAAAUAACUAAAGUACAGUUGUGUUCCUGCUAUUUCUCAAAGAUAAAGUGUUCAGAAACAAUUUCUUCAAUAUUAAGACAAUGCGUUGUAAUGUAUCAACCGUCCAAAUCAUGUUGACUGUGAUAUUCUUUUUGUGUCAUGAAUGAUAUUAUAUUAAAUGUGACUAUUUAUGAAAAUAUGAUUGAAAUGAAAUGACUGUU
Molecule: messenger RNA, 2765 nt
Organism: Mizuhopecten yessoensis (Yesso scallop)
Lineage: Eukaryota; Metazoa; Mollusca; Bivalvia; Pectinida; Pectinidae
Product: kinesin-like protein KIF25
Exons: 14
Coding region: 71-1882 (603 amino acids)
Biological process (GO): microtubule-based movement
Molecular function (GO): microtubule binding; ATP binding; microtubule motor activity
Source: RefSeq, a predicted model, not a curated record